CUCUGCGCGCCAGAACCUAGGCGGGAGGGCGGAGCCCGAAGCGGGGAGCGCAGCUGCUUGGUGUGUGGAGAUCCUGGAAGCUUCGGAGCCGGCGCUCGGAGCCGCGCGGCUGGAGCAGGCGGCGGAGACAAAGGCGACGAUAGGGCCAGUGUUGAGUGAAACAAACGCAGAAACCAAAUGAGAAGAAGUCUUCAAGGAACAACUUAUGCUAAUGAGUCUGAAGAGUCUCCUGUGUGUGUCUUUCAGCAUAGUCUCCAUUCAGAGAGCUGAGUGAGUGGCCACAUUGAUGAGUGACCUGCUGCCGUCUCUGAACCAAAGCUGCUCUUUCCUUCCCACUGACCUGGAACCAGUAUCUGUAGAAACGGAAGCAGAGAAAAGAAACAAAUCAGACAUCCCUUUCAAUCAACUUGAGACAUUUGACUCCAGGGACAGAGGCACGGUGAAAUAAAGUUAUUUUGGCGACCAUUCCUCACUUUGAGGGUGCACGUUGUGGAGCUUCCUGUCUGAAGAUUUGGAGCCUUCGGUGGUGCUUGCUCAGGCCUUGGACUGAGAGCAUGAGUGAAUUCUGGUUGUGUUUCAACUGCUGUAUUGCAGAGCAGCCUCAGCCUAAGAGGCGACGACGGAUUGACCGAAGUAUGAUCGGAGAGCCAACCAACUUUGUGCACACAGCUCACGUAGGAUCCGGAGAUCUAUUUAGUGGGAUGAACUCAGUCAGCUCCAUUCAGAACCAAAUGCAGUCCAAGGGAGGCUAUGGAGGUGGAAUGCCUGCCAACGUGCAGAUGCAGCUCGUGGACACCAAGGCAGGAUAGCCCUGGUCCCUUCACCUGUCAUCGUGAAUUCCUGUAUUUUCUCUGUCCACAGUUCUAUAAUAUUUUUGUCUUGUGAUUGGAUUUCUUUUAUUUUAAUUAUAAAAAAGAAGUGUGGCGGCAAUCUGUUCACCCCCGUGAUCUCCAGCAAAGACGUUCCUGCUCCAAGGAAGGCAGCGUCAGGCCGACCUGCCUUGCCGCCAGCGGCAUGCAUGCCUGGGACUCUGACAGAGUUCUUUGGAUCGUAGCUGAAUUUUCAAUGUUUAAUUGACAUGGAUCGGAUCUUAGCAUGGUCUUUUCUGUGACUGCUAGCACUGUAUUGUAAUUUUUCCAUUUUAAACCUUUUCAUUGCACCUCCAGCCCCUCUGCCUUAUGAUUUAACUGGUAAACAAAGACCUGUAAUUACUGCCACCAUUUAUGUAUAUUUUGAAGGUAUGAGACCCACAAGCACAAUAGUCCUUUUCAUCUGUUGGAAACUUGAGCGGAGCGCGUCUGCACACUCCAUGGUCCUGCUCAGAGGGGACCCCAUGGGACGCCAGACAUCCAUCCUGAGCUGCUGUGGCCUGAGGAUGCUCAGAGGAGGCUCUUUACAGAUAUUUCAAGUGGGUUCUGGUCGACUAGAGCAGUGACAGGAAAGCCUGCGUUCAGAGGCAGUUGCUUGGCUGUAAAUGUUCAGUGUAUUUAUUUGAGAGUAAGGACCUGUGAUUGUGAGCAGAUACAGUCUGUAUCUGAGUAUUGUGAAGCCCAUUCAGUUUCUCAGCAUCUUCGUCCUGUUAGCUCUUCUUUGUGUACCCAUUGCUGUUUUCUAUUUAGUCAUUUGGUGUCAAAUUGUUUCCACUAGCUGUGUGUUGAAAUUCUGGCCUCUGCUACCAGCUGUGACUUGCAGAGUCCUUGGCCUUCCAGUGUUCCACUUACUGUGGAGGCUGUGGCAGCUUCCAACAGCCACCUGCUGCCUGGCUGAUUCACAGUGACACUGGUUAGUAAGAGGCCUUUGCUCAGGUCCCAUUCUGUUCCUCUUCCCUGCUGAGUAUAGGUAGCUGGAUCCUGUGGUCCACUUUGCUUACUAUCUAACUGCCUUUGAUUGAUUGAUUGAUUGAUUAGCAUUUGUGCAGAAUAUGGGUCUUAACUGAGAUUAGAGUGCUGAAGGCAUGUAGGUCCUUGUCUAGAGAAGCUGUGAUCUUUUCUGCCUUUGCCUGUCCCUGAACUGAGAAUGCUGACUGAAGAGCCACUGAAGGCUGACGCAGGCAAAGCCGAAAGCAUUUCUCCUACAUUUCUUCUGAACAUAACUUACCAGUAGGGUGGAACACUGGAUGACCUGAUUCUUUGAUUUUGCAAUUCUUACCGUUCUUAGGUGUCAAUCCUGAACACAGAGAAUUUCUCUGUCGAGGAGAACCAUUUUCUCACUGUUGUCUUUCACUCACCGUAUGGACACUGCACUCUAGAGUCUGUCAUUCUGCUUAGCCAGGGUGAGGUUCCUGCCAGGGCACUGCUGUGUGCAGACUCUUUCUGUAUAACAGACAGGGAUUUCUUGGCAUCAUUGGCACUGAUAGAUGGGACAGCACAGGGAGCCAUUGUCCCCUCCCCCAUCACUGUUUGCUGCUCCAAGGCCAGUCAUUAAUAAGCCAAAGGCUCCUGAAGCCCCUGAUGGUCCUGGCAGCCUCUGACCUCUCAGCACAGUGAGACACUGUACGCAGUGCACCGCCUGGUGCCCUGGAGGGCUCCAGUAAGGUCAAGAGAAUGUACAGAGUAACCUGGUACAUGGUGUUUAUGGAGGCCUAAGGAUGCCGGCAAAGGUGCAGGGAGACAUACUUCCCACCUCCCCACAUGGGAUUGUAAACCUUGGGAACUCCUUUGUUCCCCCAGUCACACAUCUCAUUUUUAAAUUGGAGCUAAUAGGAUUUUGUACCCAGAAUUUAUUAUAUAGUUAAUACUUCUCUGAAAUACAUGGUAACAACUAGUAAGCAAGAGAAACCGAAGAUUGCAGCAGUGUGCUGGGCACAGCUUCUCCAGUGGGCCUGGAGAGUUUGUCAAUUAGCUUCCCUGUGGUCAUUAAAUGGAGCUGUUAGGGUAGAGCAGUGGCCUGAUCUGCUCAGUGACUUGUGCUCAGCACCAGAAGACAAGAUGGACGUAUUUUUAUAAUCUAAGCAUACUUUUUUUGUACAUUGUGUUCAUUCUUGAAUAAAGUGAGCUCACUGUUGGCUUGUAGAUAUUAAAAAAAGGAAAGUAUUGAUUUUGAUUCAAUAAAUGUUUUCUUUUA
Messenger RNA from Mus caroli (Ryukyu mouse), 3063 nucleotides. RefSeq names its product CDC42 small effector 2 (gene Cdc42se2). Gene Ontology annotation, cellular component: plasma membrane. The record is from RefSeq and is a predicted model, not a curated record. Lineage: Eukaryota; Metazoa; Chordata; Mammalia; Rodentia; Muridae. Gene Ontology annotation, molecular function: small GTPase binding. Gene Ontology annotation, biological process: regulation of Rho protein signal transduction.